Messenger RNA from Punica granatum (pomegranate), 733 nucleotides. The record is from RefSeq and is a predicted model, not a curated record. Lineage: Eukaryota; Viridiplantae; Streptophyta; Magnoliopsida; Myrtales; Lythraceae.
UGCUUCGAAAUCCAUCGAUCUUCGGCGACCAAAAGCAGAUGAAUCUUCCGGUGAGGUUUCCGUUCUGAUUGCGCCGUCACCUCAGACCCUCUCAAUUCCCUGCAAUUCUCCACCCAGCGGUGUCCACUUGAGCUCGGAUUGACGCUGCGUGAUUAAUUCAUCGGAAUAGAAAGCUACAGCAUCUGAAUGGAACUAGCUGAUAGAGCAGUCGGGUUCUUGUUAUCAGUGAUCAGCUUAUCCAUAUUCACUUACUAUACCUUUUGGGUCAUCAUCCUGCCAUUCGUAGAUACCGAUCAUUUCAUCCACAAGUACUUCCUCCCCCAGGAAUACGCCAUCCUCAUACCCAUUUUUGCUGGCGUGGUGCUGCUGUCAUUCCUGUGCUUAUUCAUCGGGUUCGUGAUGCUCAAAUCCAAGAAGAAGAAGAAAGCACAAUAAAAGAUUCCUCUUUCCGCGCUUUCUCACCUCGUAGGUUCUUUUGCUAGUCGAUUGAAUUUCUAUAUACACACACGGUAUCAUUUGUCAGUAUGACACACUAAUAGCAGCGAAUACCUUUAACUUUAGGUGAUGAAAAUCUUUCAUCCUGUCUCUAGUUUGUAUGUUGUUUUGCUCUUGUGAAUCAUUAUAUGUCAAACUGAGCUUUGUAGCUUGACUGAGUAUCUAUUCUUAAAUGCUACCGGAUAUAGACUCGUUAAUCUUGGUUUGAAUGAAUGUUUCACGGUACAAUCUUUCCACU